AUGGUGGGUGUCUGGUUCUUCCUUGCUGGUGGUUUGCUCACUUCCUGCAGUCCAGCUGCCAUGGCCUCUGCUAUGCCUGACAAGGAGGAGGUUGUCCAGAGCCCCCCAGAGACAGAGGAGGAGGAGGUAGUGAAGGAGUUGGCCAAUCUGAGCCUGGUGAGCUCUGCCUGUGAUGUGGUUUCUGCUGCUUAUGCCUCCACCAAGGAGAGCCACCCCUACCUGAGGUCUGUGUGUGAUGCUGCAGAGAAAGGAGUGCAGAGUGUGACCGAGGCCACGGCCAGCUGUGUGCAGCCAGUGCUAGCCACCCUGGAGCCCCAUGUUGCUGCAGCGAGUGAGUAUGCUUCCAAGGGUUUGGAGAAACUGAGGGAGAAGCUGCCAGUCUUUCAAAAGCCAGUGGAACAGAUUCUCUCUGACACAAAGGAGCUGAUGUCAUCCAGAGUGGCUGAUGUGAAGGAUGCUGUGAGCAGCAAAGUGCUGGAGGUGAUGGAUGUUACCAAGGAGGCUCUGCAGAGCAGCAUGGGGGAUGCCAGACCCACGGUGCCCAGCACUGCUGGGGUGGUUCUGGAGCCUGGAGUGGGACACACAGGUGUCUGUGGAGCAGAGGCUGUGCUGGGGAGAGCAGAAGGUGGCUCUCUCCCUAUUGGAAAUGAUGAACUAGCCCAGCUGGCAGUGUGUGAGGAGGGCACAGACAUGGCACCCCUGGAGCAGCAGCGGGAGCAGAGGAGGUACUUUGUGCGCCUGGGCUCUCUCUCGGAGGAGCUUCGCCUCUUUGCCCACCUGCACUCCACAGCCAGGAUGAAGCAGGCCUGGCAGGGCAUGCAGGGGGCCCUGGCACAGCUCCACUGCAUCAUCGAGCUGAUUGAGGCGUUUAAGCAAGGAUUUGAUCAAAAGCUUCAGGAGGGGCAGGAGAAACUACACCAGAUGUGGCUGGACUGGAGUAGGAAGUACCUCAAAGAGAGUGGAGAUGAAAGCCCUACAAAGCCAGAGGAGAUGGAGUCUCUGACCCUGCUCAUGGCAUGCAGGAUCACCCAGCAGCUGCACCUCACCUGCUGUGGGGUGGUGGCUGCCAUCCAGGGCCUUCCCUGCAGCCUGCAGGACAAGGUGAAACAGGCUCUCAGUGCCAUCCAGGAGCUGCGUGCCGCUUUCUCAGCGGCAAAAUCCUUCCAGGAUUUGUCCAGCAGUGUCUUGAGCCAGAGGAAGCUGGCUGUGAUCCAGGAGUACAUGGAGGAGCUGCUGGAUUACCUGAAGCACAACACUCCUCUGUCCUGGCUGGUGGGACCCUUCUCCCCCAGGGAGGAGGAGGAGGAGGAGGAACCCUGCCAGGAGGAUCGAUCCUCCCAGAAGGAGGCAGAGGCAGCAGGAGCUGGGCAUCUGGAAACCUCCAGCACCCCCAUGUAA
Messenger RNA from Corvus hawaiiensis (hawaiian crow), 1398 nucleotides. Its product is annotated as perilipin-3-like. Gene Ontology annotation, cellular component: cytosol; lipid droplet. Bases 1 to 1398 code for a protein of 465 amino acids. NCBI's taxonomy places the organism in Eukaryota, Metazoa, Chordata, Aves, Passeriformes, Corvidae. The record is from RefSeq and is a predicted model, not a curated record. The transcript is spliced from 8 exons. Gene Ontology annotation, biological process: lipid storage; positive regulation of triglyceride storage.